Messenger RNA from Durusdinium trenchii, 663 nucleotides. The record is from the annotation of a GenBank genome assembly. Lineage: Eukaryota; Dinophyceae; Suessiales; Symbiodiniaceae.
AUGUAUGGAGUCCCUUUUCCAGGUCCACCCGAGGAAACGGAGCUUUGUCCACACCUUGCACUUCCGGCCAUAAUGCGGCCAUUGCUAGGUCCUGAACGGCACUGCCCUUGUUGCCUACGACCGGCUGACUGCAAGGUUUCGCAGACAUGCAUGGCACGCAAUGAGCACAACCUGAUUCCAGGGUCCAGCGAAGCCCUAUCCGAAAAGGCAGCGUUUGAUACAGAGGUUCGCAAAGUCUUAGAGCAGAAGUUUAACCUAGAAGGACGUUUUGCUCAACUUGAUGCUGAAGGUGACAGCCCUGUAACCUGGCAGCAGGCUGCAGCGAAGGAGGCCAAAGAUAUUGUUUGGAGCCGACGCUUCAAGGUGAGGAUUGUCGACGCACCAGGGACUACUGAUGGUGUGGCUGCAGAAGCGCAACAUCGUCAAAACCGGGCAGAAGAAAGUCGGCUCAAGGCACGGGGACUGGCCACGGGAAGUGAGUUUAGCUCCACGCAGUCCAGUGAACCGAGCCACACUUCUGCACAUGAAGCAGAGAGCAGUGAUGACAACUCUGACUUGUACUUUCAGCGGCAAGAGGAUGAGGAUUCAUCCCAGCCGCUGGAACCGAGCCCAUGCUCGGAGGUAGGGCCUGGUUUUCCCAUGUUGCAAAUAGGAGAGGCUUAA